GCUUCGCUAUUAGUUCGUGAGAACAGCUGCGAUGGUCGUGAAAUUCUCAUGCAGUUCUGCAUCCUCCCAGCUAUCUCAUUUCUACCUAGUCAAUCUUCGUUACAGAGCUUCUCAGUACAGCUACUGCACCCGUCCGCUUUAGCAGGACGCAAGCCCAGCUGUUGCCGUCGCUAGGUACCAGGUGCUUCUUGGAUCUGGGAGCAAGCAGGCUCGCUCCAGGCCGUUGGGUUAAGUCUCUCCCAGUCGCUGGUGUGCCGACGAUGGCUCCGCGCGUUAGGCGUCACUCUCAGCAGCGUUGGUGCCAUGCGUUUCCUCGGCGAUGACGUGUCUACCCGAGUUCUGUCGGCCGUGAGAGGUCCGAGGGUCUCCUGCUCGAACAUGGGUUGGGGCACUUUCCUUCCGCUGAAAUUCAAGUCACCACUCCCACAGGGCCACAGGCUCCACAUACAUUAAGUAUCAAGUCUAGCAAGACGCUUUGUGGACGGAGAUGAUUGCCCGUUCUGUGCCUGCUGGAUCCUGCAUUGACUUUAGGCGCCAGAAGGGCGUUCACAACAUGUGUCGGCGCUUCCCACACCUCAAGAUAGUGACGUCAGCGAUCGACUCGGGGAUAAACGUAUAGUGCAGAGCAGAGCGGUGCUGGGGAUGGGCGAGUUUGGGGUCCGGUACUUUGGAACAGAGGAGGGUGAAGACGGGAGGGAUGCUGAGGCUUUGGAGGCGUCUUGAAACCUUGCCAGUCCACAUCACAACUAGGAGUGGGGACUAGCAACGAGGUGAUGUGGAGAUUCUUGAUUGGACUCAAAAAUCACCUCAAAAUACAUUUUUGAGUCGACUAGAAAAAAUCACAACGAGGAGUGGGGACCAGCAACGAGGAUUGGGGACCAGCAACGAGGAGUGGGGACCAGCAACGAGGAGUGGGGAACAGCAACGAAGAGUGGGGACCAGCAACGAGGAGUGGGGACCAGCAACGAGGAGUGGGGACCAGCAACGAGGAGUGGGGACCAGCAACGAGGAGUGGGCGUGUGCUUCUCUUGGUUUUGUGUCAUUCGUUUGUGCCCCAUUAAUGGGUUUUGUUGCAGAAGCUAACCCUCUGAACCACAGCAACAGCAGCAACCACAGCAACAGCACCAACACCAGCACCAGCACCGGCACCAGGACCGGCACCAGCACCGGCACCGGCACCGGCACCAGCACCAACACUGGCAGCUUCGGUCCCUGCACCAACACUGGCGGCUUUGGUCCCCGCACCAACACUUGCAGCUUCGGUCCCCGCACCAACACUUGCAGCUUCUGUCCCCGCACGAACACUGGCAGCUUCGGUCCCCGCACCAAUACCAGCACAAGCAGCAGCAGCACCUGAAGCAAGAGGGGCCAGUGGUCUUUCAACCAAUGUGCAUUGAUUCGGGGCACCUCACAAGGGGUCUGAAUGAGAAACGUUUGCCGAGGUGAUUAUCAAGGGUGUCUAGAUGAAAAUAAGAGCGGGUUUGUUUGGCUUGAAAGAACUGCGUUGCUCGUGUGGUGUCCAUAUCACAUUUAUGGUUUGUUUUGUUUGACAUCGCUGCAUUGGUAGGUACCCGGCACUGACCCUGAUGAUGAUAUUCACUAUUUCAUUAUUCUGGUAUCCG
Messenger RNA from Closterium sp. NIES-67, 1622 nucleotides. Lineage: Eukaryota; Viridiplantae; Streptophyta; Zygnematophyceae; Desmidiales; Closteriaceae. The record is from the annotation of a GenBank genome assembly.